Messenger RNA from Oryza brachyantha (malo sina), 3643 nucleotides. Its product is annotated as calcium-transporting ATPase 4, endoplasmic reticulum-type-like. The transcript has 8 exons. The coding region runs from base 203 to 3391 and encodes 1062 amino acids. The record is from RefSeq and is a predicted model, not a curated record. Gene Ontology annotation, biological process: intracellular calcium ion homeostasis; calcium ion transmembrane transport. NCBI's taxonomy places the organism in Eukaryota, Viridiplantae, Streptophyta, Magnoliopsida, Poales, Poaceae. Gene Ontology annotation, cellular component: membrane. Gene Ontology annotation, molecular function: ATP binding; ATP hydrolysis activity; P-type calcium transporter activity.
GGAAGGGGGAAAAAAGCUUCUCCUCCCUUUCGCUUCCGCAUUGCGGCACCAAUCGCCUCCACCCACCUCAGGUCUCCUCGCCGCCGCCCCCAUCCGCUUCUAGGGUUUCGGUUCCAUGCGAUCUUGCCGCGGCGGCGGCGGCCGGAAAUCCUAGGUGGGAGGACUCUCUCCUCUGAAGUUUGAAUCUGAGGUCGUGACCGGAAUGGGCAAGGGCGGGCAGGACGAGGGCGGGCGGCGGGACGGAUCCGACGCAUCCGGGUCGGAGCCGGCCGCCGCGGCCUUCCCGGCGUGGGCGCGCACGCCGGGGGAGUGCCUCGCGGAGCUGGGCGUCGCGGCGGACCGCGGGCUCAGCUCCGAGGAGGCUGCCGCGCGGCUGCAGCGGUACGGGCCCAACGAGCUGGAGCGGCACGCGGCGCCGUCGGUGUGGAAGCUAGUGCUCGAGCAGUUCGACGACACGCUCGUGCGCAUCCUCCUCGCCGCGGCCGUGGUGUCGUUCGUGCUCGCGCUCUACGAUGGCGCGGAGGGCGGCGAGGUCGGGGCCACCGCCUUCGUGGAGCCUCUCGUCAUCUUCCUCAUCCUGAUAGUGAACGCCGUCGUCGGGGUCUGGCAGGAGAGCAACGCCGAGAAGGCGCUCGAGGCGCUGAAGGAGAUCCAGUCCGAGCACGCAACCGUCAAGCGUGACGGCCGGUGGUCCCAUGGGCUUCCAGCGCGCGACCUCGUCCCCGGUGACAUCGUGGAGCUCCGUGUUGGGGACAAGGUCCCUGCAGACAUGCGUGUGCUCCAGCUUAUCAGCUCCACCCUCCGCGUUGAGCAGGGCUCCCUCACUGGUGAGACUGCUUCAGUUAACAAAACCAGCCAUAAAAUCGAGCUGGAGGACACAGACAUCCAGGGCAAGGAGUGUAUGGUCUUUGCCGGCACUACAAUUGUCAACGGCAGCGCUGUCUGUGUCGUGACGGGCACUGGAAUGUCCACCGAAAUAGGCAAGAUCCAUGCACAGAUCCAGGAAGCAUCACAAGAGGAGGAUGACACGCCACUGAAAAAGAAGCUCAACGAGUUUGGGGAGGCACUGACGGCCAUAAUUGGGGUUAUCUGCGCCUUGGUUUGGCUUAUCAAUGUGAAGUAUUUCCUCACCUGGGAGUAUGUGGAUGGGUGGCCCAGGAAUUUCAAGUUCUCGUUCGAGAAGUGCACCUAUUACUUUGAGAUUGCAGUGGCACUGGCUGUUGCAGCCAUCCCAGAGGGUCUGCCUGCUGUUAUCACCACAUGCCUGGCGUUAGGCACGAGGAAGAUGGCGCAAAAGAAUGCACUUGUGAGGAAGCUGCCAAGUGUUGAGACACUCGGUUGCACCACAGUGAUUUGCUCCGAUAAGACAGGAACUUUGACCACCAAUCAGAUGUCAGCAGUGAAACUCGUGGCAAUUGGGAGGUGGCCUGAUACGCUUAGGUGCUUUAAGGUUGAUGGAACCACUUAUGAUCCAAGCGAUGGGAAGAUAAAUGAAUGGCCAAGUUUGAGCAUGGAUGAAAAUCUUCAGAUGAUUGCCAAGACUGCUGCAGUUUGCAACGAUGCAAGUAUUGCACACUCUGAGCAUCAGUGGGUUGCCACUGGGAUGCCCACGGAGGCUGCUUUGAAGGUUUUGGUUGAGAAAAUGGGGCUUCCUGGUGGCUAUACUCCAUCCCUGGAUUCAUCUGAUUUGCUAAGGUGCUGUCAAUGGUGGAACAAUGCUGCUAAGAGAGUAGCCACUUUGGAGUUCGAUCGUACUAGAAAAUCAAUGGGAGUUAUUGUAAAAAAGGCAGAUUCUGGAAAGAAUUUGCUGCUUGUCAAGGGAGCAGUAGAAAAUUUGCUAGAAAGGAGUGCCUAUAUUCAGCUGCUCGAUGGAUCUGUUGUGCUUCUGGAUGAAAGUGCCAAGGCACUCAUAUUAUCGACACUCCGUGAAAUGUCUGCUAGUGCAUUGCGCUGUUUGGGUUUUGCAUACAAGGAGGAUUUGGCAGAAUUUGCAACCUACGAUGGUGAAGAGCAUGCCGCUCACAAAUAUCUACUUGAUCCUGCAUACUACUCUUCCAUAGAGAGUAAUUUGAUAUUCUGUGGUUUUGUUGGUCUAAGGGAUCCUCCCCGUGAAGAAGUUCACAAAGCAAUUGAAGAUUGUAGAGCUGCUGGAAUACGCGUUAUGGUGAUUACUGGUGAUAACAAAGAAACAGCAGAGGCAAUAUGCCGUGAAAUUGGAGUUUUUGGUUCUGCUGAAGAUAUUAGUUCAAAGAGCUUCACAGGGAAGGAAUUCAUGUCUCUUUCUGAUAAAAAGAAACUCUUAAGGCAAACAGCUGGCCUUCUCUUCUCUAGGGCUGAACCAAAACAUAAACAGGAGAUAGUUAGAUUGCUCAAAGAGGAUGGUGAGGUGGUUGCGAUGACUGGUGAUGGAGUGAAUGAUGCACCAGCACUGAAAUUGGCUGAUAUUGGAGUUGCAAUGGGAAUUACAGGGACUGAGGUUGCAAAAGAAGCUUCAGAUAUGGUGCUUGCAGAUGAUAACUUCAGCACAAUAGUCGCAGCAGUUGGUGAAGGGAGGUCCAUCUACAACAAUAUGAAGGCCUUUAUAAGAUAUAUGAUCUCUUCAAACAUUGGGGAAGUUGCUUCAAUAUUUCUAACAUCAGCUUUAGGUAUCCCUGAAGGCCUCAUCCCUGUGCAACUUUUGUGGGUCAAUCUUGUUACAGAUGGUCCUCCUGCAACGGCAUUGGGGUUCAAUCCACCUGAUAAAGAUAUCAUGAAGAAGCCUCCACGAAGAAGUGAUGACUCAUUGAUCACUCCAUGGAUCCUGUUCCGUUAUAUGGUUAUUGGGAUGUAUGUUGGGAUUGCCACAGUUGGAGUCUUCAUCAUUUGGUACACACAUGGCUCUUUCCUAGGAAUUGACCUGGCUGGUGAUGGUCACUCUCUUGUCUCAUACUCCCAGCUCUCAAACUGGGGCCAAUGCUCCUCAUGGGAGGGUUUCAAGGUGUCACCAUUCACAGCAGGUGCGCACACAUUCAACUUUGAUGCGAACCCAUGCGAUUACUUCCAAGGCGGCAAAAUUAAAGCGACAACCCUCUCUUUGUCUGUCUUGGUGGCCAUUGAGAUGUUCAACUCGCUGAAUGCUCUGUCUGAGGAUGGUAGCCUUCUGAGCAUGCCUCCGUGGGUUAACCCUUGGCUUCUUCUGGCAAUGUCGGUUUCAUUUGGGCUGCAUUUCCUGAUCCUCUACGUGCCUUUCCUUGCCCAAGUCUUUGGUAUUGUACCCCUAAGCUUCAACGAAUGGCUUUUGGUGAUAGCAGUGGCCUUCCCAGUGGUUCUGAUUGACGAGGUUCUUAAAUUUGUUGGGCGGUGCUUGACAGCACGUGCCAGAAAACAAUUGGGGAAGCGUAAGGAAGAGUAGAUGCUAGUGGUAAGUAUUUAGAUUUCUUAGUUCUGUCACGAGGAACCGGCACCUGAUGUAGAACAAACAUUAUUUUUUCUCGAGUUCCAAAAGCUCUCGUUCUUUGCUGAGAGAAUGCAACAUGACUAUGCACCGAAGUUAGGUACUCUAUAGAACUCAUAAUCAGGCAGAGAUACAAACCGCAUUUAUUCAUUGUAACUGAGAUUGUUAUUUGUGAAUGUGCUGGAGACACAGCAUGUUUGCCUGCUCAGC